AUCAAUAUCAACACUGUCACUCGGGAAGACUCCUGCCAAACUGCAGUUUCCGGCAAUAGCAUUGGUGCUGCCAUCUUAACAGUCUCAGAGCCUUCCUCCUCGGUUGCCGCUGUAAUCACUGAAUCAAGUGACGAAGAGACAAUCUCUGUCACUGCGGCUGAAGUUGAUAUUGAUCAUUCUAGCUUUGCGCACAUCAACGAACCAAGUUCUCCUAAUUCCAGGCGAUCACAUCAGCAAGCCUCCUUGACUCCCAAGGGAACGGCAACUGCUCGCCAGCCCCCUGGCAAGCCAUCUGGAUCAUCUGAAUUCAGCUCUACUCCUACAGAACAUACUGCGGUUUUAGCACCUCCGGUUAAUUUGCAACCGCCACAUCCAUCUCCUUUCUCGCACCUUCACUUAGUCAACGUACCCGUGGCCGCUCUCGUCGACCUACUUUUACGACCGACUCCAGAGCUCUCUAACGAGCAGCUUAUCCAGAUGAUACAAUUGACUAUCGAUGCCGUCCAACAUCGAAUGAAAAUUCUCUUCGAGUCCAAUGACCGAGAAACUCGGGCACUGCAGUCAAUCCGGGCGGCAACUUGCCCACUCAACCUUUGUCUAAUGGAUCCUGCUUGGAUGCCUUGGGUCUGA
Protopolystoma xenopodis is the source of this 630-nucleotide messenger RNA. Lineage: Eukaryota; Metazoa; Platyhelminthes; Monogenea; Polystomatidea; Polystomatidae. The record is from the annotation of a GenBank genome assembly.